Messenger RNA from Metarhizium album ARSEF 1941, 1641 nucleotides. RefSeq names its product sporulation protein RMD1. The record is from RefSeq and is a predicted model, not a curated record. Bases 1 to 1641 code for a protein of 546 amino acids. The transcript is spliced from 2 exons. NCBI's taxonomy places the organism in Eukaryota, Fungi, Ascomycota, Sordariomycetes, Hypocreales, Clavicipitaceae.
AUGGAGCCCCAAGUCAUCUGCGAAAACACACCCCUGAUUCCCGCCACGCCUCCCACGCCUCCCACGGCUCCGACGUGUCCUCCCUCCGAGACUCGGCCCCGAAGCGCGCGAACCGUCACCUUCAGCCCUGACCCCGUUACUAAGACCUUCGAGCCCGACUCGUAUUCACCUCGAGGCAGCGCUUCAUCCGCCAGCAAUCCUCAUGCCGGACCACCUCGUGUCAACCCACCUGUCCUCUCCGCAUUGAACAAGAAGCUCGGAAGGCACAAUCACCACGGCAGCGUCCCACCCGCCACAAUUCAACCAUACCUCGGCUCCAAGAUUGGCCCUCAGCGAAGUACCAAGAAGACGGAGAAGCUAAAGCUCUUGCCGAAUACCGAUUUUGAAGAUGGUGUGGACGACCAAGAGAGCGGCCGAGAUGUUUACUCUCAGUACACGAGAAUCAAGGAUCCCACUGCACGGAGAGACGCUGCCAGACUGGGCAAAAGCGACCGCGAUCGGCUACCUCGGGUCACAGCCUAUUGCACAGCCGACAAGUACCACAUGGAGUCGUUGAUGCGCUUCCUCAAGGGGCGAGGCAAAGCCCGCGGUGCCAAUCCCAAAAUUAUCGAUGAGUGCAUCUAUACGCCCUAUUCCUACACCAAACCAAGCAGAAUUCACCACGACCCUGUCCGGAGCUAUCAGCGACGCCACUCAACCGGCAGCGAAACCAUGGAAGAUGAGACCCAGCGCCACCUGCAAAGCCACGACUCUGGCUACGGUGACGAGUUUCCUGGCAACAACAUUCCCGAUCCUGGUCAUUUGGGCAAUGAAAGCCUGCUGGGACCUGCCGUCACCGAGGAAGCGCCCGCGGCAGAGGACAUGUUGGACUUUGAUACCCAAGUCCACACGCCCGAAUUGUUCCUAUUUGACUACGGAGUCGUUGUCAUAUGGGGCAUGACGGAAUCGCAAGAGACCAAGUUCCUCAAGGAGCUGGCCAAAUUCGAGCUGGAAAAGCUAGCGCCCGAUGACGUAGAGACUGAGCGCUUCAACUUUUACUACACGCGCGAGUACCAGGCUCGGAUAUACAAUGAUUUCAUCACACUUAGAGACAAGAACAACUACAUGAUCAAGCUGGCCAUAUCCCACGCACUCGCCCAAAGCGUAAAGGUAAUGCCCAUUUCCCCAUCCGUCCAUGGCACACGCAACCCGAUGCUGAUUGCAGUAAUGCAGACGUCCCUGUACGAAGAACUCAUAGCCACAACCGUCGAUACCUGUAAAGACAUACCAGCCCACAUCGCCCUCACCGGUAAAAUCAAUCUCUCCCGGAAACAAAUCAACAUGCAAAUAGGCGACCUCUUUAUCCUCCGCAUCGCAAUCCACCUCAACGGCUCCGUCCUCGACACCCCCGAGCUCUUCUGGGUCGAGCCCCAGCUCGAGCCCAUGUACCAAGCGGUAAGGAGCUAUCUGGAAAUGGACCAGCGCGUGGGUCUGUUGAAUGAGAGGCUAGACGUGAUUGCCGACCUGUUGGCCGUGCUGAAAGAUCAGUUGAGUCACGGUCACGGCGAGAAGCUCGAGUGGAUUGUCAUAAUACUGAUUGCCAUGGAAAUCUUUGUCGCAUGUAUCAAUAUUGCUGUUGAUUUGUGGGCGGGCGAAAUCUAA